This is a messenger RNA of Coccinella septempunctata (seven-spotted ladybird), 597 nucleotides long. RefSeq names its product biogenesis of lysosome-related organelles complex 1 subunit 2 (gene Blos2). The transcript is spliced from 3 exons. Lineage: Eukaryota; Metazoa; Arthropoda; Insecta; Coleoptera; Coccinellidae. Gene Ontology annotation, molecular function: gamma-tubulin binding. The record is from RefSeq and is a predicted model, not a curated record. Gene Ontology annotation, biological process: endosomal transport; lysosome localization. Gene Ontology annotation, cellular component: BLOC-1 complex; BORC complex; gamma-tubulin complex. Bases 114 to 545 code for a protein of 143 amino acids.
GUUUUGAUUUUGAUGUUAUGAUGGAAGUUCAUUGAAAUCAAAGAUCCUCUUUGUUGAAAUGCACCAGGUUUUGAUUAUUCCAGAUUGAUGAUAAAACGAUAACAAUAAUAACAAUGUCAGAAGGUACAGACACCGAAGUGGGUGUGACGGAUUCUCCCUUACGAGGUCCAACAUUAUCCACUUCAACGUCUAGUUUUGAAGCUCUAGAUCCGCAUGAUCCGAAUCUUAGCCGACUCGCCACCACAAUGUUCAAUAAAAGCGCUGAAUAUUUAUAUGGUGAACUAACAGCAAGUCUUGAUGACUAUCGUUUAAUUGAAGAAAUGAACCAAGCAACUACAGCAAAGUAUAAUGAUAUGAAGCAUAUAGCUAUAAAUGUAUCAAAAAGCUUAAUUGAAUUGAAUGCAAAAUAUGAAUCCCUUAUUCCUCUCCUUGAACAGAUAGAUCAAUUAGAAGAUAAUGUAACCAAAUUGGAGCAAGCAGCAUAUAAGCUUGAUGCUUAUUCCAAAAGACUGGAGGCAAAGUUCAAAGCAUUGGAAAAGCGUUAACAUUUAUUUAGAUAAUUUAAGAUUGUGAAAUAUAUUUGUUAUUAGUCAGAAA